UUGGAGUGAGUGAGUGAGAGAGAGAGGGGUUGGGAAAAGACAACCACCUCUACCCAUCAGCCAGCCGAGCACCCUGCGGAAAGUCACUUCCAGCGUGCGAGCUGCAUUUCUGUCCGUCCGAGCAAAUGGAUCACUGAACAACGCAGGAUGUGACAGAGCGGCACGAAUGAAAAACUAAACUAGUAUGUUGUGCGUUGUGCUCCAAAUACGCUGGUUUAUGCUCAUUUUUCCACUUGGGUUCUUGUUUUGUCAGUCUUUUCUCAUUAAUGUGCGGAUUUUCGGUGAACACUUUCGAAGUAUUAUCAGGGGGAAAUGUCGUAAAUGUAGCUGAAUGAAUGAAAAGUUAAAAUAUUUUUCAUAGAUGGGGUCUAAUCUAAUGUCAAGCUGGUUGUGAAGGUGUUCGAUCUGGUCCUCUCGACCUCAGACGGAGUCCCCAUGGCUGCUGGAGUGGCGGCCUGGCUCCCCUUUGCACGGGCAGCGGCUAUAGGAUGGAUGCCUGUGGCCAACUUGCCCAUGCCUGUUGCACCAACCAAUAAGAACAAGCGACAAGACGAGCUCAUUAUCCUCAAUGUCAGUGGCCGACGCUUCCAGACCUGGCGGAACACUCUAGAUCGUUACCCUGAUACACUCCUGGGGAGCUCAGAAAAAGAGUUCUUCUUCAACGAGGAGACCAGGGAGUAUUUCUUUGACCGAGAUCCGGACGUGUUUAGAAGUAUUCUCAACUUCUACCGCACAGGGAAGUUGCACUACCCACGCUAUGAGUGCAUCUCUGCCUAUGAUGAGGAGCUGGCAUUCUUCGGAAUCAUUCCUGAGAUCAUCAGUGACUGCUGCUACGAAGAGUAUAAGGACCGCAAGAGAGAGAACAUUGAACGUCUUAUGGAUGACCUUGAGGACAACAAAGACAGCAAACUCCCCAACAUGACAUUCCGUGAGACCAUGUGGAGGGCCUUCGAGAACCCACACACUAGCACCAUGGCGUUGGUUUUCUACUAUGUAACUGGCUUCUUUAUCGCCAUAUCUGUCAUCACCAAUGUGGUUGAGACAGUUCCGUGUGGUUUGAUGAUGAAUCAGAGGGACAUUCCUUGUGGGGAACGCUACACAGAGUCAUUUUUCUGUAUGGACACAGCGUGCGUUAUGAUCUUUACAGUGGAGUAUCUGAUGCGACUGUUUGCGGCGCCCAGCAGGUACCGUUUCAUGCGUAGCGUGAUGAGCAUUAUCGAUGUGGUGGCAAUCCUGCCGUAUUACAUCGGACUCUUCAUGACCAACAACGAGGACGUGAGCGGGGCCUUUGUCACGCUACGAGUGUUCCGCGUCUUCCGGAUCUUUAAAUUCUCUCGCCACUCUCAGGGUCUCCGAAUCCUUGGCUACACGCUGAAGAGCUGUGCGUCCGAGCUUGGCUUCCUUCUCUUCUCCCUCUCCAUGGCCAUCAUCAUCUUUGCCACCGUGAUGUUCUAUGCUGAGAAAGGCUCCACAUCCAGCAAGUUCACAAGUAUCCCAGCCUCCUUCUGGUACACCAUUGUAACCAUGACAACACUGGGGUAUGGAGAUAUGGUCCCUAAGACCAUAGCAGGGAAGAUCUUUGGCUCCAUCUGUUCUCUAAGUGGGGUGCUGGUCAUUGCUCUGCCUGUUCCUGUUAUUGUUUCCAACUUCAGCCGCAUUUACCAUCAGAACCAGAGAGCUGACAAGCGUCGGGCUCAGAAAGUUCAGAAAGCCCGACUGGCCCGAAUGAGAAUUUCCAAGAGUGGCAGUUCUACCGCCUUCCAGCAUAGCAAACGAAAUGGACUCAACCAAUCACUGGAGCUAACGCAGCUCCCCUAUUACAAGAUGAAACUUUCACCACAGGGCUCCAUAGAGGAGGACCAGCAAAUGAAAAAGACUACGUCUUUGCUGGAGAGUCAACACCACCAUCUUCUUCACUGUCUAGAGAAGACCACGAAUCAUGAGUUUGUGGAUGAGCGGCUGUACGAACAGGGGUAUCUUCAGACAGCACACCAGAACUUCCCAUCGAGAAGUCCAUCUCUGUCCAGCGAGGAGGGCAUCACAGGCACCUGUUGCUCUCGGAGAGUCAAGAAAAACAUCCAGCCUCUCAAUGCCUCCCAUUCACACACACACAACCUACAGGAGCUCAGCGCCUUACACAUCCAAUGUGGGGAACAGCAGCCGCUAAACACCAGUCGUUCCAGUCUCAAUCUGAUAUCGGAUGAAUCCGGGAGCCUGAACUGCAAGAGCAGUGGACUGGUUACCACGGCAAUCAUCAGUAUCCCCACCCCUCCCUCAAACAACUCUCGAGCCAGCCCUGAUGCCCCGCCCCCUCCAAACACUGAAGCUCCGCCUCUUCUGAACCCCUGCACUGAUGUGGUGAAAAUCUCCUCGCUGUAAGAGACAGAACUCAGGAAGAGAAACUGAUGAGUAGCCUGCCCCCUAGUGGGAGAUAUAGCGCACUGAAUCAGACUCCCAAAGACAUGUAAAAAAAAAAAAGAGGAAGAUGAAAAAGGAUGUGUGUAAAUGAGAGAAAGCAGGACAACCACAAGUAUUCGAUCACUCUCCUUCAGGACUGAUGCAAUGAGGGUGUCACUGUGCAUAAAUCAUUUUCCCUUCUUUUUCAUGUUAUUCUGGGGUUUUUUUUUUUCAACUACUUGAUGAGAAAGAUUAAUAUUUUGACUAGAGAUGAAGGUACAAGAGGUCUUGUAAAAGCUUUUAUUUUUUUCAUCCUCUCAAAAAGCCUCUGCUCUCUUUAUCCCAAUAAUGUUUUAUUUUGAUCUAGCAUCAUUCCUAAAGUAUAAAAGAAAAAUCAGAAUUAGUCUAAAGAAAACUGUACGAGUGUGUAUUAGAAUAUGAUAAGUUAUUAUUUUUGGAAUAUGCGUGAAUUUGUGGGUUAGAGUUAGGUAGAACUUGAACGUGUGUGUGUGUGUUUUACAGAUUAUCCCUCGAACUCUCAGCCUCUCACACAGUUCGUGCCUCUCAGGGGGAGGAGAGUUUCCUUCUAAGCCACUGUCUCUCCUUGAUUCCGAAACAUUGAGCUGAAUUUGUAACAUCAUUUCUGACCUAUCAAACAUUACUAUGUAAUAUAGAACCAAAAAAACAAGAGAGAAAGAAACAUAGAAUUGUUUUAAAAAAAAAACUCUGUGACUACAAGCACAAGGUAACGCUGAUAUUUUGUGAUUACAAUGUGUAUCAAGCCUUGGUUUAACUGUGAAUAUUGUUGAUAGAAUAUUUUGUAAUAUUUAGCCAUUGUUUGGCAAAACCAGAGCAGCUGCCUUCCCCGCCCCUUUAUGUAUGCCCCGUCCCUUUCCUCUGUCCACUGCUGGCCUGCUUUCUGUAGUUGUUCUGAUCUAAGUGUUAUCGUCAUUAUCGCUCAAUGGGUAUUUUAAAAAAAGUGUCUAGUUUGCGUAAACUACAUGGGUAGGAAAAUGUUGGUGUUUGUGUCUUUUCUUUAACAGUGAAUGUUUUUAAUUCUUGAUUUUCAGUUAUUUGUUGCUGUUAGAAGAGAAACCAACAACUGUACGAACCAAUCAGAGCUAUUCUACACUUCUCUCGCUGUAAUUUUCCUCCUUUUUCUGUCUUUGUCCUUUAAUGUCAGCCAUGUUCAGGAGAAUGGCAUUGCCAACAAGAAAGUUCAAAUUUGUAAUCGAAAAUCGUCCAGGUUUAGUCUGCGUCAUGUUGUCCAGUUAAAGGAAUACAAGUUCAAUACAAGUUAAGCUCAAUCAACAGCAGUUGUGGCAUAAAAUUGAUUACCACAAAAAUCUAUUUUGACUUGUCCCUCCUUUUCAUUAAAAAAAAGCAAAAAUCGAUGUUACAGUGAGGCACUUACAAUGGAAGUGAAUGGGGGCCAAUCUGUCAUUAUUAAAAUACUGACUGUUUCAAAAGUAUACCCACAAGACGAAAACAAUAUGAGUAUUAACAUGAUUUUAGUGUGAUAAAAUCGCAUACUAACCUUUUCUGUGUAAAGUUAUAGCCAAUUUUACAACUUUGUUGCCAUGACGAUAUAAUGUCAGCAAGCCCUAAAAGAUGAAAAUGACUGUAAAAAUGACAAAUAAUACAACUUUACAGCUCAAAUAAUACAUGAGUUUUAACAGAAAUAUUAAUGUAAGUGUUUUAUAAAAUUAUAAGCUUCACAUUUCUGCCUCCAAAAAUUGGCCCCAUUCACUUCCAUUGUAAGUGCCUCACUGUAAUUUCUAUUUUUGCUUUUUUUUUUUU
This is a messenger RNA of Myxocyprinus asiaticus (Chinese sucker), 4197 nucleotides long. RefSeq names its product potassium voltage-gated channel subfamily D member 3-like. Gene Ontology annotation, biological process: potassium ion export across plasma membrane; protein homooligomerization. Gene Ontology annotation, molecular function: A-type (transient outward) potassium channel activity; protein binding. Gene Ontology annotation, cellular component: voltage-gated potassium channel complex; membrane; neuronal cell body. The transcript has 8 exons. NCBI's taxonomy places the organism in Eukaryota, Metazoa, Chordata, Actinopteri, Cypriniformes, Catostomidae. The coding region runs from base 436 to 2379 and encodes 647 amino acids. The record is from RefSeq and is a predicted model, not a curated record.